UGCGUGGUGACUCUUGAACGGAAGGUUGACAUGGAAAGAUUCGAUAAAACGCGGAUGUGCUCGACUUCAACCUGAUAACGAUAACUGACCUUACAUUUUUACCCAUGGUGCGUUUUAGCUAUCGGACUCCAUUGCCGAAGUACAGUAUUAUUGGCUCUUCCCGACAUUUUAAUCAGGAGGCUGAAAGUCAUCCCUCAAGUUCUCAGGAAUCUGUUGGCCUGCCCCGAUGAAGGCCCAGCAGGAUGGAGACCUCCUCCAAGAGGGUUCCCCUCAUGACAACGGGGACAUUCAGACCAACCAGUACAACUCCAUCUCACCUCCCUCCUCCCCCGCUGACUUAGAUCAGCCCUUCUCCACAUACUUUGAAGAGAAGGUGGCCAUUCCUGAAAGUGUCAAUCAGGUGUUCAGUUUUAGGAAACUCUGGGCGUUCACUGGACCCGGGUUUUUGAUGAGCAUCGCUUACUUAGAUCCAGGGAACAUCGAAUCUGACUUGCAGUCUGGAGCUAAAGCUGGAUUUAAGCUCUUAUGGGUGUUGUUAGGAGCCACCAUCAUUGGGCUGCUGCUGCAGAGGUUGGCAGCACGUCUCGGCGUCGUCACAGGGAUGCACCUGGCGGAAGUCUGCAACCGGCAAUAUUCCACUGUGCCGCGAAUCAUCCUAUGGAUAAUGGUGGAGUUGGCGAUUAUUGGCUCAGACAUGCAGGAGGUGAUUGGAUGUGCAAUAGCGCUCAAUCUUCUCUCUGUGGGCAGGAUUCCCUUAUGGGCUGGAGUACUCAUUACCAUCACAGAUACAUUUGUGUUCCUCUUUUUGGACAAAUAUGGCCUGAGGAAACUUGAAGCUUUCUUUGGCUUUCUUAUAACUGUAAUGGCUAUAAGUUUUGGUUACGAGUACGUGCUUGUGAAGCCAAAUCAGGGGGAGGUCCUGAAGGGGAUGUUUGUGCCAUACUGUGCCGGAUGUGGGCCCACACAACUGGUGCAGGCUGUUGGCAUCGUAGGCGCUGUCAUCAUGCCGCACAACAUCUACCUGCACUCAGCUCUGGUCAAAUCUCGUGAUAUCGACCGUCAAAGUAAGAAAGAAAUAAAGGAAGCCAACAAGUAUUUCUUCAUUGAGUCAACCAUCGCCCUCUUCAUCUCGUUCCUCAUCAACGUUUUUGUUGUAGCCGUCUUUGCCCAGGCCUUCUACAAUAAGACUAACAUGGACGUGCACAAUGAGUGCAAUGCAACCAGCAUCCCUCACCAAGGUCUAUUCCCUCUCAACAAUGAAACACUGGAGGUUGAUAUCUACAAAGGGGGUGUGGUUCUGGGCUGUUUCUUUGGCCCCGCUGCGUUGUACAUCUGGGCCAUCGGCAUCCUUGCAGCAGGGCAGAGCUCCACCAUGACAGGCACCUACUCUGGCCAAUUUGUUAUGGAGGGUUUCUUAAACCUGCGGUGGUCUCGAUUUGCGCGGGUGCUCCUCACCCGCUCCAUCGCCAUCACACCAACACUCCUGGUUGCCAUUUUUCAAGACGUGCAGCAUCUGACAGGGAUGAACGACUUCCUUAAUGUACUACAAAGCAUGCAGCUUCCUUUUGCCUUGAUCCCAAUUUUGACCUUCACCAGCCUGACGUCCAUCAUGAACGACUUUGCGAAUGGCUUGUUUUGGAAGAUCGGAGGGGGGCUCGUCAUCCUGAUGGUUUGUUCCAUCAAUAUAUACUUUGUGGUGGUUUAUGUGGCGACUUUAAACAGCGUGCUGCUCUACAUCCUGGCCGCUCUGCUCUCCAUCGCCUAUAUGUGCUUUGUAGGCUACCUGGUGUGGCACUGUUUGGUUGCCCUGGGGGUCUCCUGCCUGGACUUUGGCAGCAGGAUGGGGCUUGGACGGCACACGGAUAUUUACUUACUGAACGACAUUGAUGUGGACAUUGUGAACGAGAGAUAGGAGAGAAGGUAGCAGAAGGACGGCUCUCAGUGAUGGAGGUCCAGAACGCCGACGGGACCACUGCAACAUAGCCAGUAUCUUUGCAUCUUCCCUGUCAGUGCCUUCCACUUUAAUGUGCCCUUAAAGUGUCUGAUACUUUUGUUGUUCCUUUUAUAUCAAAGGCCUCUGCAACAUCAGCCAAGCUUCUGAUUACAAGGGCCCAUGUUGCACUUUUAUUUGUUUCUAAAUAAAAUAAAUACUAUACAGCAGAAGGUACCAAAAACCGCAAUGCAAAAAAAACUUCCUUAAAAUAUAAUAAAAAGGCUAAUUAAAUUAACAUAUAUUAAGUGGAUCAAACAAAAAAUUGUUGCAUUACAUUGAAAAGUUUUUAGCUACUUUUAAGAUAUUUAAGAAAAAUAUGUCAAUAAAAAAUAAAAAAAUAAAAAACUCAUGCUCAUGUAUGCCACGCCAUCCCCAAGUCGAUAUUGAGGAGUUUGUGAAUUUUUAUUUUUUUUUAAUUUCGCCCACAUUGGAUUUAUUUUUUUUUGACAUGGGAAUUUUGUCUUGAAAUGGAUUUGAAAAUGAUUGCAUUCUGUUUUUAUUUCAGUUUUACACCGUGCCAACUUCCUUGGAGUUGGGGUUUGUAUGUCUUUCAGUACAGUGUAAUCUGUUGGAUGCUUGUUGAAUUUAUGGAAGGAAACCUGCUGAGUGCUGCACGUGUAAAUUGAAUUUAGUCAUCUCAUGUGACGAACACUAUUACUUAUUUAUGUGAAGAGCAUAUUUUUAAGUGAUGUGCUGGGAAGAAAAAAAACCUGUUUGUUUAGGCGACUUCUGAAUAUGAGAAGACAAGUAGAGUGUUGCAUUGUGGGUGGGAACUUUCGAAUGUGCCGUUUUUUGUUCAAUAUGUUGGAGCACUUGCACUAAGUGUGAAAUAGCAGCUUUACAAUAUAAUAUGUUGGUGUACGGUAAUAUCUCGCUGUUGUCAACAUGCUAAUUUUUUCAUACACCCAUUUCUACUUCACAUGCACAUUGGUGUAAUCAGAAAAUGCUACAAAAUGUUGAAACCUCUGAGUGCAGCUUGGUUAAAAUAAGCUCAUUUGACUAAAUCUGCUGUCUUCUACGGUGCCGCCUCCUGUGUGCCUCACAUGUAACAUCUUCAAAGCACAAAACAAACUCAAAUAUUUCUGUAGGGUUAAAUACUGAAUCGCAUAUCAUAUUUUUAAAAUUUUAAUUUUAAUUUUUUUUUUAAAUUAAAUGUAUCCCUGUUUUUCCCCUUUUAGCUAAAUUAAGGUCGAGGAAAAUGUAGUGUUCACUUCCAACUGGACACCCAGUGGUAUAUAUGUUCUUGGAACAAAAUAAUAAUAAUAAAAAAAAACUUUAUUAUGAUGUCUUGAACAACCAGAUCACACUUGAAUCAAAUGUAACAAAAUUGCCAAUGUGACCAUGCAAAGCUGAAUGAUGGAGGACAAUAUGUAUAAAUCACUUGCUGUCCACAUCAUAUUACAUGAUAAACCAGCUGUAAAGAAGAAACUGACAUUGAAAUUGAAUGUAUCUGUGUGUUUUAUUAAAUUAUAGUUUUAUAUUUUGACAUUGUA
Molecule: messenger RNA, 3486 nt
Organism: Phyllopteryx taeniolatus (common seadragon)
Lineage: Eukaryota; Metazoa; Chordata; Actinopteri; Syngnathiformes; Syngnathidae
Gene: slc11a2
Product: solute carrier family 11 member 2
Exons: 17
Coding region: 227-1912 (561 amino acids)
Biological process (GO): metal ion transport
Cellular component (GO): plasma membrane
Molecular function (GO): cadmium ion transmembrane transporter activity; manganese ion transmembrane transporter activity; iron ion transmembrane transporter activity
Source: RefSeq, a predicted model, not a curated record